AUGUGGCAAUUCCAGGCCGUAUGCAGUGGUUUGUGCGAGAAUCGAAUUGAAUUGAACGAUUUGCUCUCUCUUACUUAUUUCCAAAACGCAUCCGAAUUGAGUGACGAUGUAGAAUGGUUGCUAUCAAAACGAUUAAUUGCUUCACAACAAGAUGAUUCUGAAAAAGAAAUACUGCGAGCCACACAACUGGGUCGUGCUGUGCUCGCCUCAUCGCUGCCUCCAGAUAUAGCGUUACUUGUCUACGGUGAUCUUGAGCGAGCAUCACAUGCACUCAUUCUUGACAAUGAACUUCAUUUACUCUAUUUGGUGACACCACUGAACAAUGAAGCCAUUUGGGCUGGUUAUCUCGACUGGUUUCAUUACCAUACAAUUUGGUCGAGGUUACCGCCACGUUUACAACGCGUCGGUCAAAUGAUUGGCAUAUCAGAACGUUUCAUUAUGGAACGUAUGCAAGGACGAUUAGCCAGGAAUAAUGCUCUGCUGCAAAUACACUUACGUUUCAUCUCAGCAUUGGCACUCUACGAACUGAUCAAUGAAAAACCGCUGAAUAAAGUUGCGAUUCGCUUUCGCAUUUGCCGAGGUGCUCUUCAAUCCUUACAGCAACAAUCCGCCACAUACGCAUGUUCGUUUUGCUUCUGA
Molecule: messenger RNA, 639 nt
Organism: Anisakis simplex (herring worm)
Lineage: Eukaryota; Metazoa; Nematoda; Chromadorea; Rhabditida; Anisakidae
Source: the annotation of a GenBank genome assembly